Messenger RNA from Cyanistes caeruleus (blue tit), 1119 nucleotides. Lineage: Eukaryota; Metazoa; Chordata; Aves; Passeriformes; Paridae. The record is from RefSeq and is a predicted model, not a curated record.
CGGCUCAUUAGGCAGAAGUAACAAUUAGAGCAGCGAAAUGAGCGGUGUGAAGGGAGAUAUGGAUCGGGAGUCAAAGCAAACACUGAAAUCGCAGUUUGGUAAAUAAAUCCUUCUCAUUCCCGAGGGUGUCUCACUUCCCAUACAUGUUAAACGCCAUAUAAAUGUUCCCGAGGCUGUUAAAGCAACUCAUUCAGUCGACUUUUACCUCCUAAAUGUGUUUCCGAUGGCUGAAGAGGCUUUACCACUGUCUCCGGCGGAAAUGUUCCCGGCGGAACCGGGGCUACAGCCGGGAGAUCUCCCUGAGCCACCGCGGCUUCUGCAGCGGGAGCUUCUCCAACCACCACGGCCGCGCCUCCUUCUCCUGCGGCCGGGAGGGCUCGGUCACCUACAGCCGGAGACCCCCGCCCUGCCCGCCCCGGCCGGCGCCAGCCCCCUUCAGCAUCUCGGGGGGCUUCUCGUGUGACACCGACGGGUCCCUCGUGGUGGCCAGCGGGGACUGUGGGGUCUCGUCUGGCUGGGAUGUGACGGUGGGCACGGUCCCGGUCUAUGGCUCCGGAGGGGGAGCGGGGUACAGCGGAGAGGGCGCGGCUCCUGCCCUGGGCAGCGCAUCCAUCCACCACGGAGGGGAUUUGGGAAUGGCUGGGGGAGCAGGGGCUGGGUAUGGAUACACCGCACCCCUGAGGGACACCCUGAGCACGGGGGGCGUCGCUGAGGGGUCGGGGUACUACGGGGGAUAUGGAACCGGGACAUUCCCAGGCCCAGAGCUCAGCCCUGCGGGCGGGGAAUGCGCCCAGGUGGUGCAGCAGAAGUGCCCCGUGGUUGUCCCCACCAUCAAGACCCAGCAGUGCAAGCAGAGCACCCACUGGCCCCCCAUCCAGAAGAAGUGACUGGCCCAGCCUUUCCCACAUCCCGAAAGUGCCCCUGGAUGUGCCACAAUGGAAUUUCCCCCUGACCACGCCACUAAAUCGCAUUCCUCACGUGGGGCUGUGCUGACAACAGUCCCCCCAGAACUGCUGGAAAAAAGGGUUUGUGCCGUGGUGAUGGGAAAAGAUUCUUUUCUCCAUCUCCUUUGGAUCAUGGGACAGAAAAUAAAACCUCACAGUGUGUGGGUAGUUUCAA